This is a messenger RNA of Penicillium riverlandense, 2037 nucleotides long. RefSeq lists its product as uncharacterized. The coding region runs from base 1 to 2037 and encodes 678 amino acids. NCBI's taxonomy places the organism in Eukaryota, Fungi, Ascomycota, Eurotiomycetes, Eurotiales, Aspergillaceae. The record is from RefSeq and is a predicted model, not a curated record. The transcript has 5 exons.
AUGUCGCUUUCAGACGUUUCAUCGCUGUCGUCAGCACCACCGACAGACGACGAGGCUAUGGCAGAUGAGGAGCCGGUCGGCAUCACCAAGUACUUCAAGAAGCAGAAGUCCGAAACACCGCCGCCCAAACGGGAGCCCUCACCACCUCAUGAAUACGUUCUAGCGGACAACCCGAGCAUCGCGUUCAUUGUCAUGUUCCGCGCGCGUUUCCACGAUGUGUUCCCUCGCCAUGUGCCACACUACGGCCCCCAGGAUAUCGAGCGAGGCGUAGAGGAGUCUCCCCCGGGCGACUACAUUGAGAGAUUAUUAUGCGCAUUGCUGGGACUUGUGCUGAACCGCAAGAAGGAUGUUGAGCGGAAUCAUUACACGCGCCCUCUCGAAGAAGCAGUCCAGACACAUGCGGCGCAGUGGCCAAAGGAGUGGCAGGGCAAGAACCCCCUUCAUGGCGGACGCACCUUUGCGACCCUGUCGCCCGAAGAGCGCUUGCAAUUGCUCAAAGCCCUCAUUCUCUGGUCUCUGUCGUCCUCUGAGGCGGUUCAGGCAAAGAUCAAGGAAUCUUACAAACAGGCGCGUCACGACGAUGAUCUCAACCAGCCUUUAUCCGUUCAAUCAUGGGGCCGUGAUAGCCUCAAACGCCGGUAUUGGCUCAUCGAGGGACAAGAUGAUACCAACUUCCGGUUGUAUCGAGAGAGCAACCCGGCUCUGAAGCAUAUCACUUGGUGGAGUAUCGCAGGAACUAUUCCAGAGCUGCAGGCUGUUGCGGACAAGCUGGGAGAGGAGAAAGGAACCAAUUCGAAGAAACUGUGUGAGAGAAUUCGGGCCGCCAUUCCUCGGUUUGAGGCAUCAGAAGAGAAACGGAAACGCCGCGACUAUCGUCUUGCUCGCAAAGCUGCUUUUUCUCGGCCCGAGCCGGGCUUUUCCCUCUACGAAGGUCGCACGCGUGGCAAGAGGCUGAAGUAUACCUAUUCUGAUGACGAGGAUCUCUUCUCCGAUGGCUUACCAUCAACGAGACGGUCAAAUCGCAAUGUACCCUCAGCAGACGAAACGGAUGGUCCUCGGUUCACCGCGAGUGGCCGGCAGAUCCGAUCCCGUGCUGGAGGCCUUUAUGGUGCAUCGUUGCACAGUGGCCAGAGGGAAGAUUCUGAAGAAGACGACGCCCCGAGGUCGCAAAGGAUCCGGACUUCGCUGAAUCCUAAUGGAUACUCGGGAUACAAUGUCGAGGAUUUGGAAGAUGCGUCAGAAGCCGAGGGUAAUUCCAGCGGAAACGAGUGGAGGAGCGGUGAAGAUGAAGAGGAGGAGAAUGACUUGGAAGGUGACGAUGAAGAUGAGGAAGAUGUGAGCGGAGAUGAAUCAAUCAUCAACGGGGAGCCCCAAAGCCUCGUGGUACAGCUUCGCUAUGGCAAAGAAAAUGCCCCCAAAGUCCCGGUCGACAAGCCGCCACCACCUGCACAAGAUCUGCAGACGAAGAGCAUUACAGACACAGGACCGCCGGGGAGCCUGUCUACUCAUCUCCCGCCCAUCCAGCCACCACCCGCUCCGGUGUCUGCAGCGCAGUACUAUUCAGAAACCAUGCGACAAGCUCCCAUGCCUGGCAUGGCAAUGCAUUCUGCUCCACCACUACACUGGGCUCCUCAGCCGGCACAGAUUAUGAAUGCGUCUUCCCUGACACCUACACCUCCGUCCCAAGAGGCCAAACCCCAGCUGCCCCCAAUGACCGCGCAUUUGCAUCCCGUUGCACACCCUCAAUCAUUUUCACGACCUCCCGCCAUGAAUGCAUCUGCUAUGACUCCUGGGCCACCUGCUCCGCAUCCGCCGUCGUUCUAUGGGACUGAUAGCCAGAGACCGACAGUGGUAGCGCCUUCAAUGCCGUCUGCACCAAUGAGCGGUCCUGCUCCUCUCGAGACACCCAAACAUACGCAACCGGCAGAAUCAAACGGCGUUACCCAGGCCAAACCAGCUGAGCCUGGUUCUUACUAUCCACCUGGGAUGCCUCCGACGCAGUCCCCUUUCUUUCAAGGAGGAAAUCCGCCGCACUAG